Molecule: messenger RNA, 4634 nt
Organism: Labeo rohita (rohu)
Lineage: Eukaryota; Metazoa; Chordata; Actinopteri; Cypriniformes; Cyprinidae
Gene: ralbp1
Product: ralA binding protein 1
Exons: 10
Coding region: 152-2143 (663 amino acids)
Biological process (GO): endocytosis; small GTPase-mediated signal transduction; positive regulation of GTPase activity
Cellular component (GO): membrane
Molecular function (GO): GTPase activator activity; small GTPase binding
Source: RefSeq, a predicted model, not a curated record
GCGCGUGUCAGAUGGGACGUAAACAAGCUACAGGAAGUGCAGCUGUUACAUUGAUCAUAGCAGGUGACAUGGAGAGGUGACGCGUCAUCAGAGCCAACAGCCAAUCCCAGGGCAUUGUGCUGCGAGGAGCCAAUAGCAGGGCGGCGCAGAGAUGACGGAGUGCUUCCUGCCACCCAGUAGCAGCCCUGCGGAGCAGAGGAGGGCGGAGCAUCCUGGGGGGGUGGCUCGUACCCCGAGCUCCGAAGAGAUCAGCCCCACUAAGUUCCCAGGUCUGUACCGUACAGGCGACCCCUCACCCCCUCACGACGGUCACCACCAUGAGCCACCCGACGCGGCAUCCGAUGACGAAAAGGAGCACAACAAGAAGAAAAACAAGUUUAAGAAGAAGGAGAAACGCACUGAAGGAUACGCCGCAUUCCAGGAGGACAGUUCUGCCGAUGAGGCCGAGAGCCCGUCUAAGAUGAAGCGCUCAAAGGGCAUCCACGUCUUCAAGAAGCCCAGUUUCUCCAAGAAGAAAGAAAAGGACUUCAAAGUGAAGGAGAAGGGGCCUAAAGAGGAGAAGGCCAAGGACAAGAAGUCCAAAGACCUCACGGCAGCGGACGUUGUGAAACAGUGGAAGGAGAAGAAGAAGAAGAAAAAGCCCAGCGCAGAGCCCGAACCCGUCAUCACGGAGACUGCGACGACAUUCCGGCCCAUCUUCGGAGCGCCUUUAGCGGAAGCGGUGAGGAGAACGGCGCUGUAUGAUGGGAUACAGCUCCCGGCUGUCUUCAGAGAGUGCGUGGACUACAUCGAGAGCUAUGGCAUGAAAUGUGAAGGCAUCUAUCGUGUUUCCGGUAUGAAGUCAAAGGUUGAUGAGCUGAAAGCAGCGUACGAUCGUGAGGAGUGUCCUUGUCUGGAGGAGUAUGAUCCUCAUACAGUGGCCAGCCUGUUGAAGCAGUACCUGCGAGAGCUGCCCGAUAACCUGCUGGGUAAGGAGCUGUCCCCACGUUUCGAGGAGGCCUGCGGGCGGCCCAGCGAGGCGGAGAAACUGCAGGAGUUUCAGAGGCUCCUCGGGGAGGUUCCCACGGGGAGCAGGCUCCUCCUGGCCUGGCUCAUCACUCACAUGGACCACGUCAUCGCUCGCGAGACAGACACAAAGAUGAACAUCCAGAACAUCUCUAUUGUCCUCAAUCCUACCGUACAGAUUGGAAACCGUGUGCUGUACGUGUUUUUCACUCACGUCCGUGAGCUGUUCGGUGAUGUGGUUCUGAAACCAGUCGUCCAUCCUCUGCGAUGGUCCAAUAUGGCCACCAUGCCGACUCUACCUGAGACCCAGGAGAGCAUUAAAGAGGAGAUCCGCAGACAGGAGUUCCUCUUGAACCGUCUGCACAGAGAUCUGCAGGCCGGUGUGAAGGAUCUGUCCAAGGAGGAGAGACUCUGGGAGGUGCAGCGGAUCGUCACCGCGUUGAAACGCAAGCUCCGCGAGGCCAAGAGACAGGAGUGUGAGACUAAAAUCGCACAGGAAAUCGCCAGCCUGUCUAAAGAGGACGUAUCGAAGGAGGAGAUGUCUGAGAAUGAGGAGGAAGUCAUUAAUCUUCUCCUGGCCCAGGAAAAUGAGAUCCUAACAGAGCAAGAGGAGCUGAUAUCACUGGAGCAGGUGCUGCGCCGGCAAAUCGCCACAGAGAAAGAAGAAAUUGAGCGACUGCGUGCGGAAAUCGCAGAUAUACAGAGCCGUCAGCAGGGCCGCAGUGAAACAGAGGAGUAUUCAUCAGACAGCGAGAGCGAGAGUGAAGAUGAGGAGGAACUGCAGAUGAUUCUAGAAGACCUCCAGAAACAGAACGAAGAGCUAGAGAAUAAAAACACUCAUCUGAAUCAGGCCAUCCAUGAGGAGCAGGAGGCCAUAUUGGAACUACGUGUUCAGCUCCGCCUCCUUCAGAGUCACAAGCUACAUCAGGAGCUCACCGCCCCGCCCACUUCCGAACAGGCCCCGCCCUCCCAGCCCAGCCCAGAGGAACGAUCUAGAGCGGACGAGCCAAUCAAACGUGCCGCAGCGGUCGCCAUAGAAUCCAGUGCCGCAGCCGCUGCCACCCCAGCCAAUGGGAAGCCUGGAAAAGAUGCCAUGAAGCCGUCGCCCAGCAAAGACAAGAGGGAGGCCAACCUGUAAACCAUCUGACCGUCACUACACCUGCGCUUGUGUUUGCUCAUCAAAUAACUGCGACAUCUUGGAUCAAGGGUCAGCAAGGUGAAGUGAGAUGUUCAUUAAUUACACUGGGAGGACAGCAGAGGACGGAGGCGAGAUGUGAUCGGACGCGAUCUGUUAUUUGUAGGUCAGUAGGUCUUAAGAGAGGCAAGUAAGGAAAACAUUUCUGAUUGGUCAUCAUCACAAUGGAGUCAAUUUGGAUUGUUUUGUUAGGUUUAAGUUUGGUUGUAAAAUUGCAGCAGCACAAUCAAAUCUUUGUGAGUGCUCAGAUUUGAUCUGCCAUUUGACCCGUCUAAACAGACAGGCUAAUUCUUCAGUUUUUUCCCUAAAGUAUUAAGGGUUUUUGUUUAAAAAUCUCAAGUUUGUUAAAAAAAAAAAAAAAAAAAGAUUGAAUCUGAUCUGUCCAGGUCAAUGUUUUUUCUCCAAAAUCAAAAGAAAAAAUAGGAAAAUUUAUUAUCAUAUAUUAUAUGAUAUUAUAAUGUAUAAUAUAUUAUAAUUUUGCAAUAAGAAAAUGAAGCCUGUUUUUAAGCCUAUUCAUUUUUUUUUUUUGUUUUGCAUUCUAACAUAUUAACUAUACUAUUGCUUUAAUUAAUUCAAAUAAAAUGUCAUUUCAUGACGGAAAUGUGGAAAUAUGGAAAAAUAUUGAUAUUAUUUAUGCUAUAAAGUAUAUAUCAUGGUAUUAUUUGUUGUUCUGCAUUUAUGCUGAUUUAAAAAAACAUUUAAUUAUAGUAUUUUUAAGUGCAAUUUUUUUCUUAAUAGUCAUUAAAUUAAUGUCACAAUGCAAAAAAAGGUUUAUUUUCUUUAUGCAGACAUAUUUUUCCUUUUGAUUUUGGGUUAAAAUAUACAAAAGCUCGUUUCCACUGAAUAAAAAAUGUAAUUGCAACUUUUCAUUUCACAAUUUGGCAGUUUUGACAAAAAAAGUCAGAAUUGUGAGAUAUAAAUUUAACAUUCUGACCUUUUUCUCACAAUUUCAAGAUAAAAAUUUGCAAUUAGCUUUUUUAUUUAUUCCAUGUAAACAGGCUUUCAUAGAAAUGACACGUUUUCUUAAGAUUCACCUAAAUACUUUAAGCAUUUCAAGAAAUACUGAGCGCUAAUAGGAUGUUAUGACACAACACUUAAUUGCAGACUGUGUGAAAACUCCAAACCACAGGCAAGGAAUUUCCUUAUUUUCCGUGUUCAGGUUACGUUCAGUGCAAAAACUGCAAUCAUUUCAGACAAGCAGAUUUACUUUAUUGGUUAUUAUUAACAAAUGCAUUUAUUUAUGCAGUUUAGCUCAUCAUUAAAUCCCAAAUGAGAAAGUGUGUUGAGAAAUAUCCUGGAUGUCCAUUGCCAAUGCAGAAAUCUUAAUGGGAUGCCAGCUCUCCGGUUGUGGGUCAAGGUCUAGAACCGAAAUCAACCUGAGUGAAAAUCAGUAAAAAUGAAGUUGUGUGUUUUCUGAAACCACUGUGCCAUAGGUGACUGUGUGCAGCCGCACAGAAGAAUUACUUUGAAGAUGCUUUGGGAUAUUGUCAUACAACUAGAUUGUAUUUUUACCUAUUAGGGAGACGUUUGAGCAUUUAUCAUAAAUUACAAUAUUUAAUAAUCAAUAUAUAUAAACAUCUUAUCUGUAACUGCACUAAAAUGUGCAGAUCUGCACUUAUAGAAUGAGAAUGAAUUGAUUGCCGUUUGUUGUGGAGUUGGUAACAUUUUUGUUCGUUUCCGUAUGUUCAUGUGAUGUCACGCUAUGUUUUUUAAAACCAAUUUCGUGAAGCACAAGAUUAUUUUUGAUCAAUAAUGAAGUUUGAAGGGGUCAUUAUGGGUGGUUUUAAUAAGUCUAGGUGAUCAAAAUCAAAGAAAAAAUAUUUUGCAUAAAUUAAAUGAUGCUUAUAAUUAAAAGAAAGCUUUAUUUUCUUUUUGCAAAAUAUUUUUUCUUUUGAUUUGGGGUGAAAGUUUUGGCACAGUUGUUACAGAUGUUCUGACACACAUCGAUAGUCAUUUUUGAAGCUUGCACUAGACUGUCACCAGUUCUUCCCUUUUUAUUGAUACAAAUAUUCUAUUUCACUUUAUUUUGUGAUUAUUAUUUUUGUCUAAUGUGCUUGUUGAAUGCUAGUGUACUACUGGAUUAUUGUAUAUUAUUAUUCUCUUUCAGAUAACACAUUUCCACCCUCAUUUUGCUUUUGGUUUGUUUUUCUCUCUUUCUUUCUUGUCAAGUUGCAUUUCAGAAAUACUGUAUAAUUCUAAUCAAAGCUAUUGACGGACUGAUUGUCAACUAUAUCCUAUGUUAAAAAAAAAAAGAAAAAAAAAAAGCUCUUUUUUCCCUUAAUGUCUCUCUGUUAGAACUCAUCUCAAAGAGUGACAUACCCACUCAUCUACUUUUGAAAAUGAUAGUUUUUCAUAUUAUAAACAGCUUUUGUAGCUCAUGAUCAUUGCGAACUGAUUGUUGCCAUCUGAAAUAAAAUGAUAGGUUGGACAGUAA